AUGUUCGUUGCUGUCUCAAACCCCGCAGCCAUCCCAGCACGCGAGCGCGCGCUCUUGUGCCAAUUGUUCGCAACCUCCUGCGCCGUCGGCGCUCCGCGCCCGGUGGUCGCGGUCCAUGUCGGCAACUGCGGUCCGCCAGAGAGGGGCAGCCAAUGGGGUGCCAGAGCCGACGAUGUUCUAGGUUUAAUAACGCAUCGGGCGACGAGCGCGCUCUCCACGACCGCAUGCUGCGACUCUCACGACAGGCGGGAUCUUCCCUUUGUGGGAUCGCCAAGCACCGCGCCCUGCGCCCUGCAGGCCGCCGCCCUUAUCAGGCGCUCGCCCCAUGUUCCGUACAAUGUAAUCGCUGUGGGCUCUCCGGUAUACGAGGACUAA
This is a messenger RNA of Gloeophyllum trabeum ATCC 11539, 375 nucleotides long. RefSeq lists its product as uncharacterized. The record is from RefSeq and is a predicted model, not a curated record. The coding region runs from base 1 to 375 and encodes 124 amino acids. NCBI's taxonomy places the organism in Eukaryota, Fungi, Basidiomycota, Agaricomycetes, Gloeophyllales, Gloeophyllaceae. The transcript has a single exon.